UUUUUUUGUUACCGUUUAUAAGGAUUCGGGUUGUCGUCUGAAAAGGAGAGCGUGGAGGGCUUUUCAUUCCAGAUUGACUAUCAAUGUAAACGAGAGAAAAACUAGAAAGAGAAGAGAAUGCCGGAGGUUAUUCUUCACAUCUACGAUGUUACAAACAGUGGUUCUGCUAAGACCAACAACACCAUUGUCAACAUCAAUAAGAUCUUCAAGGAUGGUAUUGGCUUAGGAGGCAUCUUUCAUAGUGCUGUUCAGGUAUAUGGAGAUGAGGAAUGGUCCUUUGGAUUUUGUGAAAAUGGCAGUGGAGUAUUUAGUUGCCCCCCAUGUAAAAAUCCUAUGUACGCAUAUCGUGAAAGCAUUGCCCUUGGUGAAACAGGGUUUUCAAUCUCCAAGGUCAACCAGAUACUGAGGGAGCUUAGUAGGGAAUGGCCUGGAAAUUCCUACGACCUUUUGUCUAGAAACUGCAAUCACUUCUGUGAUCAAUUAUGUGAGAGGCUCGGUGUACCUAAACUUCCUGCUUGGGUUAAUCGCUUUGCCAAUGCUGGUGAUGCUGCUAUGGAGGUUGCUGGAAAUACGGCAUUACGGAUCCGCUCCCCUGGGGAUAGAGUUCCCGGAGGAGGUUUGCCACCCCUUUUAGCAGAUCCCAAUAAGUAAGAGCUAAGGCAAGCAAAGACAGAGAUAGUAUCUGCCAGCAAAGUUGCCUACCGCUUCCUUGCUACCAUUACCUCUGGCUCGCAAUCCUCUCCAUCCCCUGACUCCUCUCCUAGUGCAUCCACCUCUAACAGGGGAAGCCCUAGGUUCCAAGCCUCUUGGUUUAGGAACCUCCUCCCUGCUCCUGGAGUGAAAUUAUCAGGUAAUCCUGAGAUUCCAGACGACGAUGAUGGAAGACCUAGACAACAGACACCAGAACAACUUCAACAAUCAGAAGAACACAAUUUUCGUCGUACUUGACAUGUUUUCAUGAGAUUUGUAUUGUAAAAUGUGUAUUAGUCAAGAAACCAUAGCUCAUGAACAAGGAUUCACUAUCGGAACUGUAAAAUCAUUUUUCCUUGCAUAUUCUUUUGUGAGAAAUUGAAAUGUGUCCAAUGAUAUGUUACA
Molecule: messenger RNA, 1095 nt
Organism: Amborella trichopoda
Lineage: Eukaryota; Viridiplantae; Streptophyta; Magnoliopsida; Amborellales; Amborellaceae
Biological process (GO): protein deubiquitination
Molecular function (GO): deubiquitinase activity
Source: RefSeq, a predicted model, not a curated record